GGGCGGCCGGCCAGAGUGCUCACCCUUUCUUCUUCCCUCUCUCCGGCGAUAUCGGCAGCGGGGAAGGCUCGAUCUCUCUGUCGCUUUCCGUCUAGUGGAUGGAUGGUCGAGGUUGGCCAACCGCCGGCGACCGAAGAGGCGGAGGCGGAGGAGGUGCAUCGGAGGCGAGCUUGCUUCCCCUUCCAGCGCCGACGGAGCGAAGCAGAGCAGCUGCUGGCGUCCUCUCGGGAUCAAAUCUGAUGUUGUUGAAUGUGAUCAGUGAAAUUCCUAACCAUGAGCUGCUUCUCCAGAAACAUUUCGUGGCCAUACAUACUUUCUUCUGUUUGGGGAUCCAAAUGUAGUCAUGAACCCCGCCGUGUUACAAGUACUUGCUCGAGUGCACUCCACAAGCCUGUUAGAUUGAGUGAGAACUGGCAGCUACAGACCAACUUCUAAUCUCAUAAAGAGAGCCCUCGCAGAUGCUUGGGCCCAAUGUCCAAGAGCGGUAAUACCAAGGAACCAGGAAUCUUGCCGGAACUAUUUGGCCUUAGCAUUGGAUUUCCGGACAGACCAAGAUGCUUAUGAGGCAGACUUUCUAUCUGUAGUGAAUGUGUCCAUUCUAUAACCAGAACGUGCUGUUGUGCUGGUGGACCAAUGACUCUUGUAUGGACUUUCUCAUAGAAAUGCUGAAAACAGAUUCAGGUCGGGGCUGAUACAAGUUAGGAUUUCACUGGGCAGAACUGGCCCGAAGUCCGUAGGAAAGCAUGAAGCAGCUUCAGAAUCAGGAAGACCUCCAAAAUACAAAAUUCAGAGGACUACUGAACCACAGGAAGUGCCAGCUGCUACAGAUGAUUUUCUCCUGGCUCCGGGUCAACUUUUGGCAAGUGCAGCUGAGUUCCACAUUACGCAUGCAGUCCCUCUCUGAAUCUGGCAUUAAUGAUUCUGAGUUCACCUACUUCGACGAUCUUCCUCAAAAGACUGACACUGAGUUCGCCCCUUGCCAAUUUUGACCCAGCCUGCUUCCUUUCCUGGUAUCGAGGAGUUGGUCCUCUUUCAGAUUUUACAGACAUCGGAUGAGAACAAAUGGACAUAUUGGUCUGGAAGCACGCCCUUCUUUCAAGAGCAAGAAGAUUGUCUCUGGCAGGAGCCCAAGGUUAUCUUGAGUUGCUCAGCCAUGCAUAGAUUUGGUUGCAAGCUUCAUUAUGAUUGGCAGGGGGUAUAAUGUUGGCUUGGUGAGGCCACAUUGAUCUGAUAAGUUUGGGGAGAGCAUCUGCACUAAUGGAGGCAUUCAGUACACUCUAUCCAUUGUGUUGACUGGAGAUGAGUCUCCCUCAUUUGUGUCGACUGGAGAUCUUGUAACUUAACCACAGUUGGAAAUUUUGUUUAGCAGAUGCCAACAGAGAACAGAAAAGCGGGUCCCCUCGGCGCAAGCAACUGUUGUUUCUUGAUUUGCUCAUUGGCUGUUUAAUCCAGUCAUCUUGUGACCUGGCACUGGAGAAUUGACAAAUGUGUAGCUCCGCAGUGACCUGUAAUAUCUCAGCCAAUCAGUGUCCCCUCUUGCAGUGGUGGAGCGUGAUGGAAACCCAAGGGAGGGCUAAUUUCAUAUCAAACAAAGAUAUCUUGCUAAUUGAAGAGAGCUAGGCGACGCAACGCUGAUUGAAGGGAGCUAAGUAGAUUCUCGUGCACAUUUGUCUACGAUAUCCUCGCGAUUUGGCCCAUGAAGCAGAUAAAAUAUCAACGUCCGACUGAAAACAUGUGUCAUUGGUACAUGGACUGUGCUGAUGCACAUUAAGCAUACAUAGUAAAAAGAAUUGGCAAUUUGGAAGGGCGGGGUUGCAGCCCAGUUUAGCCUCCAUGACUCUCCGCCAGUGCCCUCCUGGAGGAACAUAAUUCUUCUUAUUUUUGUCGAUCCUGAAGUCUUUAUGGGGAUUCGCUGCCUGAAGUGUGGAUCCUAGUGCAGGUUGGCAUCUGGAUCUCAAGUGUCGAAGAGAUGCAGCUGACCUGUAUCCAGGCUAAAAUAGAUACACAUCCUUUCUCUCGAGCAUGGCAACAUCUCUCUGAAGUAAUCAAGAGUUCAGAGAUGAGGUCUCACCGUCUCAGGUAUGGACAGCUGUAACAAUCCAGCAGGAAAUUUAGCAGCAGCAAUGAAGACUUGCUGCUUUUGUAUGCACGUUGCAGUCUGUAAAAUAAUUUCGGCGGUUACCACUCUUGUCAUUGGGCCCAAAUGGAAGUUACUUCUGGGCUGGUGUACAAAUGGAAGCAACUCGAACCAGUUGAGGUCUGGUCUGGUUGCGGUCGUGAUUGGAUCUGGUCGAGUGGAGUUUACCGCAACAAGACUCCAAAGCUUCCUCCGCUCCACCGCCAUGGCCGUGAUCGUCGACGAUGCCGCCUACCGUACCACCGCCUUCGGUCAGUACCGGUUGCUGCUCGCCAUCUGCCUGGACUAUGACUUCUUUGCGCGAACAGCCCGAGAAAAGGUGAAGAACGCUAAGCUGGAGUUCGAGAAAACUGAAGAUCAGCUCAAGGUGUUCCAGAGCUGUGGGCAGAAAAUAGGAGAGGUGGUGCGCCAGCUUGACGAUGAGCGCUUUAUUGUCAAGCUUGGCAGGGGCCCUCGUCAUGAGAUUGUCGGCUGCCACAGUAAGGUGAACAGGAAAAACUUGACUCCAAACACACGUGUCUGUCUUGACCCGACGACACAUACAAUCAUGCGUACACUUCCACGCGAGGUGGAUCCUAUAGUGUACAACAUGCUUCGUGAGGAUCCAGGGAAUGUCAGCUACUCUGCUGUUGGAGGGCUAUCAGAUCAGAUCAGGGAACUUAGGGAGUGCAUAGAGCUUCCACUCAUGAACCCUGAUUUGUUCCUCCGAGUUGGGAUUAAGCCACCUAAGGGAGUGCUCCUUUAUGGCCCACCUGGGACUGGGAAGACGCUGCUGGCAAGGGCUAUUGCAAGUAACAUUGACGCCACCUUUAUGAAGGUUGUCUCAAGUGCUAUCGUCCGUCCAUACAUUGGUGAAAGUUCUCGGUUGAUAAGGGAAAUGUUUGCCUAUGCACGUGAUAAUCAGCCAUGCAUCAUCUUCAUGGAUGAAAUUGAUGCAAUUGGAGGAAGAAGAUUCAGUGUGGGUUCAAGUGCUGAUCGUGAGAUCCAGAGGACGCUCAUGGAACUGCUAAACCAGUUAGAUGGGUUUGAUGAACUUGGAAAGGUGAAGAUAAUAAUGGCAACUAACCGGCCGGAUGUUCUGGACCCUGCUCUCUUACGGCCUGGACGUCUGGAUCGAAAAAUUGAAAUUCCUCUUCCUAACGAACAUUCAAGGCUCGAAAUCCUCAAAAUCCAUGCAGCUGAGAUGGCCAAGCAUGGUGAAAUUGAUUAUGAAGCUGCUGCAAAGCUAGCAGAGGGAUUUAACGCUGCAGAUAUGCGUAAUGUCUGCACAGAAGCUGGCAUGUCAGCAAUCCGAGCAGAGCGUGACUAUGUCAUGAAUGAAGACUUCAUGAACGUGCGGUAUUUCGCCAGCAUUUCCCCCUUGAAUAUAACGUUGGAAUCCAUCAGAGUAUCUCAUUUUGUCCUAUGGCUGUUUUUCCAGGCUGUUAGGAAACUCAGCGAUGUAAAGAAGCUGGAGUCUAGCGCCCAAUACAAUGCCAACUUUGGUAAAAAUUAGAGAAUGACAAGGCGAAUUAAUCAGCUGAUCCUUUCUGGCGCGAAGAGUAUAUCAAUAUGUGCAUUUGAACAAGAAAACCAUGAUGAAAUGCUAUUGUAGUUCUGUUCUGCAUGACAGAUGCUAUUGGUCUGGUGGAUUCAACUGGUUAAUUACACCAACCCUAGUUUUUUCCUGUACUCUUACUAUCAGAAACUAUCCUGAUCAGUAGAUGAAAUCGACGGUUUUAGACUGAAAUGCUCUGUUCUCCUGUCGUUGGUGACGUGCUCUGCUGAUGUCAAAAUAUAUAAUGUCACAAUGUCC
Molecule: messenger RNA, 3932 nt
Organism: Brachypodium distachyon (stiff brome)
Lineage: Eukaryota; Viridiplantae; Streptophyta; Magnoliopsida; Poales; Poaceae
Product: 26S proteasome regulatory subunit 10B homolog A
Exons: 12
Coding region: 2082-3632 (516 amino acids)
Biological process (GO): positive regulation of RNA polymerase II transcription preinitiation complex assembly
Cellular component (GO): proteasome regulatory particle, base subcomplex; cytosolic proteasome complex
Molecular function (GO): ATP hydrolysis activity; proteasome-activating activity; ATP binding
Source: RefSeq, a predicted model, not a curated record